AUGAUGCACGAGGAUGAGAAGCGUCAGCUGUACAACCGACAGGAGUAUGUUGUGGGCGUCGAGACGCAGGCAAAGUACGGCAGCACCGACGUCCUCGUCGUGGGGGUCUGUGGGCUGGGGGCGGAGCUUGUGAAGAACCUCGUACUCACGGGGGUUCGCUCAGUUCAAAUCAUGGACGGCGGCGCCGCGACCCUGCAGGACUUGGGCACAAACUUCUUUUUGACCCCGCAAGACAUCGGCAAGUCGCGGGCAGAUGUGGUGGCGAUGCGGGCGCAGGAGCUGAACCGCUUCGUCAGCGUCACCGCCGUGACGCGUCCGCUGCAUGAGGUGAUCCCCACCGUUCAUGUGGUGGUUUUUGCGAACCAACGCACAACGGCGCUUGUCGGCGAAAACGCCCUCGCACGGAGGCAUGAUGUAAAGUUUGUGGCGUGUGAAAGCCGGGGUGUUGCGGGGUGUGUCUUUGUAGACGCGGGACCGUCCUUUAGCGUGUUAGACCCCGAUGGCGAGGAUACCGUUUCCUGCAUCGUCACAAGCAUCUCGCGUGACGGCGUGGUCUCGCUGCAUGAGGACAAGAAUCAUGAGUGCGAGGUGGGGAGCCAUAUUUUUUUUACAGGUGUCCUGUCGCCUGCUGCGGUGAACGCGGACAUUGACCCAUCCAACAUUCAUGGUCGCUCCCAAAGUACUGCCACCUCGUCGCUGAAACUGUUCGAGGUGGCGGAGGUCAUCUCCCCAUACAUCCUGCGGCUGAAAAAUUUUGAGGCAGAGGUAGGCGAUAACGCUAUUAAAGUCGGCACCGCCGCCUACCUCCACACAACCAAGCGACAUGUACUCAUGGGAUUUAAGGACCUGGAGCAGAGUGUCGCCGAUCCGGCGUUUGUUGACGUCUUUGAUAGUGAGCAGAAAGUGAAUGCCCCAGCCACGCUGCACGCCGUCUUUCGUGCCUUGCACGACCACGGCACACUGCCAUCGACCCCUGCAGAGGUGAACGCCGUGUUGAAUGCGGCUGAGGUGUACUACAACACCUUCAGCAGUGGCUGCCUUGACGUGGCAGCCGCCAAGUCUGUCCUUUCUGUGAUUCAUGGCAAUCUUAACCCGAUGACCUGCUUUAUUGGCGGCCUCGCGUCACAGGAGGUUCUAAAAGUGUGCAGUGGGAAGUUUACACCCAUCCAGCAAUGGCUGUACUACGAUGCAAGGGAAUUGCUUCUGGCUCGCGGCGAGGUAACGGAGGCGGAUCUUCGCCCCUCUUCCCCGACUGGAAGUCGCUACGACCAACAGAUUGCCGUUCUUGGAGCCGAGUUUCAGUCGUACUUAGCGAAGCAACGGGUCUUCAUCGUUGGUGCUGGGGCGCUGGGUUGCGAACUCAUCAAGAAUGCCGCAUGCAUAGGGCUUGGUGGCAUCUCCAUCACGGACAUGGACGAUAUUGAGAUGAGUAACCUCUCGCGUCAGUUUUUGUUUCGUAACAGUCACAUUGGGCAGCACAAAUCAAAAGUGGCGGGGGAGGCGGCCAGGGCCAUCAACCAUGACCUGCAGGUGACAUCCUUUGUGGAAAAGGUGUCACCCGAGACGGAGGGCAUUUUUAAUGAAAAAUUCUGGGACUCGCACGCCCUUGUACUGAAUGCACUUGACAAUGUGGAGAGUCGCAAGUACGUGGAUAGCCGUUGCCUCUUCUACAAAAAGGCUCUUUUUGAGAGUGGCACGCUGGGAACCAAGUGCAACGUGCAGUGCAUCAUCCCCUACUGUACGGAGAGCUACAGCAGCAGCCAUGACCCGCCAGAGAAGUCCAUUCCGCUCUGCACCUUGAAGAACUUCCCCAACGCUAUUGAGCACACGAUUCAGUGGGCACGGGACAACUUUCAGGUGCUUUUCACCAGUACGGCCGAGGAGGUCAAUGCGUACUUGCAGGACCCCGCAGCAUUUGCGGCGGAACUCGAGCGUGAUCCUGCCACCAAAGCACUGGCAUUGAAGGCGGUUCGGGAUGCGCUGGUGCGGUGGCCGAACGACGCUGCGGACUGUGUGCGUAUCGCGCGAGCGUUAUACCAUGAGUACUUUAAUGACGCCUUUCGGCAGCUGCUUUACAACAUCCCGGUUGACAAACGCAACGAGAAUGGGGAAAUGUUCUGGAGCGGUGCAAAAAAACCGCCCACCCCGCAGGAAUUCUUGCCAGAUUCCGAGUUGAGCAUGUCAUUUGUGUACCACUGCGCUUACCUACUUGCAUGUGUAUACGGUCUGCCACAAUUCACACUCUCGAGCGAGGAGGUGAUGCGGAUGGCGCGGGAGACCGCGGUGCCGGAGUUUGUGCCGCGCCAAGCCAUCUUCGCCACCAGUGAGGCGGAAAAGGAGGAGUCCGUGGCACACCUGGCCGCCGACGUCCGCUUGCAAGACCUGCCGCCGGUGAGCAACUUUCACGGGCGUCGCAUGAUCCCACUGCAGUUUGAGAAGGAUGACCCCACAAACCACCAUGUGGAAUACAUUACGGCCUGUUCGAACAUGCGUGCCGUCGCGUACAACAUUCCGCCCGCGAGUGUGCACCACACCAGGCGCAUUGCAGGGAACAUUAUUCCGGCAAUGUUGACAACCACCGCACUCGUCACAGGCCUCGUGGGGUUGGAGGUUCUCAAGCGUUUGCUUUUUUCCCAACGUCAAGAGAAGAGUGGUAUGCCGGUCAAUGCACCGCCCACACAUAAGGAGGUACAGGAACAGCUUAGUAUCUACCGCAACGCCUUUGUAAACAUUGCUUUGCCGUUCAUAGCCUUUUCUGACCCCAUCAUGGCCCCCGGCGCAUCGUACGUGAUGCCGGAUGGUCAAUCCGUUCGAUGGGGAAUUUGGGACCGCAUUGACGUUAACGAGGGACGCGACCUGACGGUGCAGGAGCUUGUUGCGGUGCUUGAGAGCCGCUACCAGGUGGAACUGUUCAUCAUUGCCCUUGCUAGCGGCAAGAUGAUUUACUCCCAAUUCGGCAACACAAAGGACCGUGGCAGGCCAGUCUCCGUUGUCGUGCAGGAGCGGGGGGAGCAGCUGCAGGACGGCGAGGACCACUGCUGCCUGAUCGCAACUGGCAGCAUGGGCGACGUCGACGUGGACAUCCCUGUGAUCCGCUACCGGUUCCGCAACUUUUGA
Trypanosoma rangeli is the source of this 3117-nucleotide messenger RNA. Its product is annotated as ubiquitin-activating enzyme E1. Gene Ontology annotation, biological process: protein sumoylation. Gene Ontology annotation, cellular component: cytoplasm; SUMO activating enzyme complex. Lineage: Eukaryota; Euglenozoa; Kinetoplastea; Trypanosomatida; Trypanosomatidae. The coding region runs from base 1 to 3117 and encodes 1038 amino acids. Gene Ontology annotation, molecular function: SUMO activating enzyme activity. The transcript has a single exon. The record is from RefSeq and is a predicted model, not a curated record.